Molecule: messenger RNA, 2775 nt
Organism: Eimeria maxima
Lineage: Eukaryota; Apicomplexa; Conoidasida; Eucoccidiorida; Eimeriidae
Product: pyruvate dehydrogenase (lipoamide) kinase, putative
Exons: 5
Coding region: 1-2775 (924 amino acids)
Biological process (GO): protein phosphorylation; regulation of glucose metabolic process
Cellular component (GO): mitochondrion
Molecular function (GO): pyruvate dehydrogenase (acetyl-transferring) kinase activity
Source: RefSeq, a predicted model, not a curated record
AUGGUUGCUGCUGUUGUAUCUUCAGGGACAGCGGCGACCGCAGCGACAGCGUCAACGGACCCAACAGCAAAUGGGGCAGCAGUAGCAGCAGCAGCAGCAGCAGCAGCGACCCCUCCGACUCUGCUGCUUCGGGCUUCGUCGGCUGCUGCUGUGGCUCCCUUCGCUCCGUUGCGACUUCAACGCAGCAGCAGCAGAGACAGCAACAGAAGGAGAAACAGCAGCUGCAGCAGCAACCACACGGGCAGAAGCGACAGGAGCGGCAGCAACGGUGUGUCUCCACUGGUCUCUUCUUCAGCGGGAGAUUCUGCAGCUGCACCAACGGCAGCAGUUCCCUCCGGUUGCAGCAGCCGCAAGAAAGACAACGACAGCAGCAGCAACAGCAGCAGCAGCAGCAACAGCAACAACAAUGCUUUGAGCAGCAGCAGCAGUAACAGGGUAGAUGGUAGUGAAUCAUUUGGCCAACUCACUGCUGCAGCGUCUGCUGCACGAGUCGCAUCAGCAGCGUCUCCCUCAUGUUUGAGGGGGUUGCCUGGCGGCAGCAGCAGCAGCAACAACAUCAGCAGCUUCUGCAGCAGACAACGAGGGGCCUCUGCUUCCUUCGCUGCUACAGUGCGUGCCAGUGAGCGGCGGCUUAGGGGCAGCGAGCUGCCGUCCGAGAGCAGCAGCAACACCAGCGCAGCAGAAGCAGCAGCUGCCGGUGCUGCAGCAGCGCAGCUGCAGCAAUUUGCUGCUGCAUGGUGGGCUCUUCCGUCCGUAGACACCGUCUGCAGCAGCAGCAGCAGUAGCGCAGCAAUUUGCACCUCGUUAGAUGCUGAAGUUGCUGCUGCUUUAUUCCCUCAAAGCCCGCCGCUGCUGCUUGAGCCCCUCAUACCUGAGCAGCAGCAGCAGGAGCAGCAGGUAGAAGCAGCGGUGGCACAAGCAAUGCAAUCUCUCCCCUCCAUGUACAAGCAGCGGCAGCAACAGCUGCAUGCACUCGCGCUGCUGCAGCCUGAGGUGUACAGACACUGCACGGGGCUGCAAGAAGCAGCACAAAUAUAUGCGGAGAGCCUGCAGCUGCUGCAGCAGCUCUUCAAGCCCCAGCAGCAGCAGCAACAGCCAGUGUCUGAUGGAGCAGGGGCAGGAGCAGCAUCAGAAACCGGGCCGAAAACAGGAGCAGCAACAGCAGCACAACCACCAGUAGCACAAGCAACAGGAGCAGCAGAUAAUUCACAUGUAGCAGCUAUUCCUGAUAAAGAAACCUUAAGGCUUGCCCUGCUGCAGCUGCGUCAGCAGCAAUCCCGCUUGGUGGGUAAACUUAUGCGAGGUAUACGCGACUUUAUAGGGCCCCUAGCAGGAGGCUCUCUACGGGGCCCCUCGUGUGGGGGGCCCCCUAGAGGAUCUUCCGGGGGUGGAGGGCGACCACCAGGGACCUCUUGUGGAGAGUCUGGAGGAGGGGACUCCCCACAGGGGCCCCUGGGGAGCCCCUCUGGAGGGUUUGGUGGGCCCACAGGGGCCCCUCUGCAGGAGCCGAGUAGGAAGCAGCAGGCUGCGCUGCUGGCUGUUUGUGACAAAUUUUUGGAGGCAUUUUUUAGUGGUCGUGUUGCAGCAGAAAUGCUGAGGGAAAGGUGCAUUGGAGCUCUUGAAGGAUGGAACCCCACGGGAGCUGCGCUGCAGCCGUGUGUAGUGGAGUCUCUUGUACGACGAGCAGCAGCAAACGCCCAAGGGCUAGCCCGCAGCAGUCUUGGCGUUGCUCCUGCUAUUCGUGUCUUCCAGUCCUCCGUCUGCUGCUGCAGCAGCAACAGCAACAGCAACAGCAGCAGCACCAGCAGGUGCAACGGCAACAGCAGCAAACGUAGCAACAACAGCAAACGCAGCAACAACGGCACCAGCAUCAGCAGCAGCUGCGGAUCUUGCACGUGCCCCGGGGCGACGAGUAACUGCUCCUGCUGCAGCAGCAGCAGCACCAGCCUUACAUGCACCCCAGACACCCAAGUCGUCCGCUGUGCGCCAGCCUACGUUUACAGCGGCUGCUUUGAGCUUAUUAAGAAUGCCAUUGAGGCCACAGUGCAGCAGCAGCUGCAGCAGCAGUUGCAGCAGCAGCAGCAAAACCGGCCGCAUGCAAACCAGCAACAGCAGCAAGAGCAGCAGGAACGAGAAUGGGACUCGAUGCCUGUCCGCCGCACCAGGUGUAUAUUUAACUUGCCUUGUGUCGUCGAUCCCCAGCGUACAAGACAGCAGCAGCAGCAGCCGCCGCCGCAGCAGAGCCAUCAGCAGCAGCAGCAGCAGCAGCAAACGCACUUUACAAAUAUGCCGCCGGUGGAUAUACACCUUAUUUCCGUUGCGGAUUCUGGGAUUGUUAUUAAGGUGAGCGACAGUGGAGGCGGCCUUUGCAGGACGGAACAGCAAUUGGCGUGGCAGUUUUUGUACUCCACGCGAGCUGCGCCAACGGACAGAGAGGGAAAGAGACAGACAGGUGCUAGUGGCGGUGUCGCUAAUGUUGCAGGUGCUGUUGCUGCUGCAGGCGCUGCCCUGUUUUCUGGUUGGGGUGUGGGUCUCCCUUUGACGAGGAUAUAUGCUCGAGCACUCGGAGGAGACGCAUUCAUGGAGUCCAGAAUCGGACGAGGGACUAGGUCUUAUUUGUACGUAGCUAAUUUAAACAGCAGCACACCUACUGCGCAGCCGCAGACUUCAUUUGCUGCUGCUGUUGCGCCGCUGCGCUGCUGCAACCCUAUAUUUCGCGGGCGUCGAGGGCAGCAGCAGCAGCAACAGCAGCAGCGGCUCUUGGAGGACGACUAG